GCUCCGACAAGGUCACGUGCCUGGACACGUGCUGCGCCGGUUAUGAAUUUAUAAAUUGCCGCAGGGCAGAAGAGUUCGGAUAUGUGCUACCUACAAAUGUCCAGGAGCAGGCUCUGUCAAUCUUGUUUUUUGGCCGUGAUUGUAUGCUUCAUUCUCAGACAGGUUCAGGGAAGACCUUGGCCUAUCUACGAUUGAUAUUCUCAGUUUUAGGCACUCCGUCAACUGUGCAAGCAAUGAUUAUUGUGCCCACCAGGAAGCUUGGCAUGCGGGUUACAAAAGUUGCUUGUACUCUUGCUGCAAAAAGUGGGAAGCCUGGAACUGAAGAGAAACCUUGCACAGUUAUGGCUCUUCUUUACGGAGGAACUUUAAGAACGCACAAGAGCUGGUUGAAGGACUGUAAACGAACCGAGUCGAGUCGAGUUUUUGCGAGUCGAGUCUGAGUUCGAGUUUUUGCUAAACGAGUCGAGCUUGAUCGAUAAGGUAAAUAAGAAGGUAUGGCUGCUGAUUUUUAAAUUUUGUCAUGUCCUGUAUAUAUUUUUUUGCUCAUUUCUCUUUUAGGAUGUGUGUCAGGUAAAAUAGUAUCCGUCAACAAUACCUCCUUGAGUGCUUCCAAGCACGGCAUCAAGUAGUUCUUUUCAUUUUUGGUGAUAUUGA
Daucus carota subsp. sativus is the source of this 654-nucleotide messenger RNA. Its product is annotated as DEAD-box ATP-dependent RNA helicase 58, chloroplastic-like. Gene Ontology annotation, molecular function: ATP binding; nucleic acid binding. NCBI's taxonomy places the organism in Eukaryota, Viridiplantae, Streptophyta, Magnoliopsida, Apiales, Apiaceae. The record is from RefSeq and is a predicted model, not a curated record. Bases 144 to 440 code for a protein of 98 amino acids. The transcript is spliced from 6 exons.